Messenger RNA from Verticillium nonalfalfae, 240 nucleotides. RefSeq lists its product as uncharacterized. The record is from RefSeq and is a predicted model, not a curated record. The coding region runs from base 1 to 240 and encodes 79 amino acids. Lineage: Eukaryota; Fungi; Ascomycota; Sordariomycetes; Glomerellales; Plectosphaerellaceae. The transcript is spliced from 2 exons.
AUGCAGUUCACCAUCACCGCCAUCCUCUCCCUCGCCGCCCUCGCCGCGGCCUCCCCCAUCGCCCCCGAGUCGUCCAUCACGCUCGAGGCCAUCAAGCGAAGCGUCGUUGAGAAGCGCUGCCUCUACGACACCUGCACCGACUGCUGGGCCGCCACACCCCCCAUCGGCUCCAGCCCCGGCUCCCACGGCGCCGCCGCUGGACACUCCAUCUACUGCGCUACCAUUUGCAACUGCAGCUAA